Suillus clintonianus is the source of this 1205-nucleotide messenger RNA. RefSeq lists its product as uncharacterized. The transcript has a single exon. Bases 383 to 967 code for a protein of 194 amino acids. The record is from RefSeq and is a predicted model, not a curated record. NCBI's taxonomy places the organism in Eukaryota, Fungi, Basidiomycota, Agaricomycetes, Boletales, Suillaceae.
AUCUCAACACAACGUUUUCGCCAUUCAGUUACUUAUGACGGUUGUUUGAUAAUGUUUAUGCAGAGCUUUGGAAUUCAACAUGUACAAACAAGUUCAGUCGCUGGUGGAGGUGGCUGUACGUUGGAGGUAAGUACGCCAUGGUGACGUCAUGUGUCCAGCCCAAGAACUCUCCAUUUAAACCCUUGAUACCCAGUAGCACCCAAUGCUCCGCAUCAUCAGCACUCCCAUUUCCUCUUUUUCACCCGAGCUCAAGCUAAUUUUUGGUAGGCUUGUACAGUAAGGUCUUGGUGUCAUACGCUCGUAUUAAUCUCGAGGAUUGCAGGAUAAAUACCUCUCGCAUCUCUCCUUAAGCGUGUUUAUCCCUGCGAACCGUAGGAUCGCAAUGUCCACCAGAAAACGAUCUAAACGAGACCGCACAUCUUCCAAAUCAUCGCACGAAUCGCCCACCUCUUUGGCUAAAGAGAAACAUCUGCCAAGUUCCUCGGGCCCUGACCAUGUCGCUCAGUCAGACUUGCCUCCUUCACGAUCUAAACCGAUGUUGAGGUCUGUUUCCCCACCGGGAUAUGGGGGAUCACUACGUUACUUCAUAUACACCUUGGUGACGACCGCCCUUCUCUUCACGGGGUGGUAUACAUACAUCACGGCUGUGGGGCUCAAGCACUGGAAAGAGGAAGUUGGGUGGUGGGGGAUGUCUGUCGGGCGAUUUGGAAGGCAGGAUAGUUUGUACUGGAACCAGCGGAGAGGUCACGAAGUGAAAGCGGAACUCGAAGAGCAUUUCAGUCAGCUUGCAUCCUCACUCGGAAUUUCGGCAACGGACUUAGCUUCGGCUGUCAAACCAUUUGUGCCAUCUGCAACACUGUCUAGUAUUGCACCUCAGGCUAAGGGUGAGGCGGUGAAGGUCCUUUUUGAGGAGUCGCAUCAAAACGAGUACCGGGGGGAUAGCAGUGGAAACACUGUGGGCAGCUGAAGGAUUUGGGAAAGUGAUUGGGUUCGACAAUUUUCUAGAAGACAGAUUGAAGAAUCCAUUUCACCAUAUCUUCACAUGUACAUCCAAGGACGAUUUUGUAAUUUCAGAGAUAGAUACUAGUACAUAUCGUGUUGUUCAGACUCGUGUAUCUUCUCCUAGUAUUAUUAUGGGUUUUGGGCACCAUCAUUGCAUAAGAGAGACUUCGACACUGUUGAUUGAACUUAGCGAAACCAGUAAU